AUGACAACCUUCGUCUCGCCCACCUUAGAACGAACUGGCUCACGACGCCGUCAGUCGGCUUCCACCUCUGCCUCGGGUCUACCCGCAACUCCUAACCGGUCACCGUCCACGAGAGUGAGGAAUACUCCUUCCCGCACCAGAUCCACCAACUACGAGCACCAGGACCACCAGGAUCACGACCCGCACCCGCACCCGCACCCGCACCAGCACCAGCACCAACACCAGCACCAGCACCAAUACCACCAACGGCCUUCGUCGUCGCGCCACGGAGCUGUCGAGGACAUCCUGCCGCAAGCCAACUAUGAGACUUCGACCUUGGCGCAAACAUCAACACGAAGAAGAAGCUCUGCAAGCAAAGACCGCCCUCUCCCACCGCGGACCACACCAGCCAAGAGCGCAUCGGCCCAUCACCGUGCAAGCCAUCGUCCAUCCCCAGCAGACAUGACCACCUCCGCGAAUGGAGGAGGCCCCGCGCCGGUGGUGGCGGCCCAGGAGUCGCGACAGCUCGGCCGGUCGGGAAAAUCGAGGACGACGAUACCGGCGCCGACGGGGAACUGGAUACUGGGCAAGACCAUCGGAGCGGGGAGCAUGGGCAAAGUGAAGUUGGCUCGGAAGGCCGAAGGCGGGGAACAGGCAUGCGCUUCCGUGGCAGUCAAGAUUGUCCCGCGCGGCUCGACCGAGGAUGGAAGUCAUCAGAGCCGGGCAGACCGCGAGCGGGCCGACCAUUCCAAGGAGAUUCGAACGGCUCGAGAGGCCGCAAUCGUCACCCUGUUAGAUCACCCCUACAUCUGUGGCAUGCGAGAUGUCGUGCGCACUACACAUCACUGGUAUAUGCUCUUUGAGUACGUAAAUGGGGGACAGAUGCUCGACUACAUCAUCUCGCACGGGAGAUUGAAGGAGAAGCAGGCCCGGAAAUUCAGCCGACAAAUCUCAAGCGCCUUGGACUACUGCCACCGGAACAGCAUAGUCCACAGAGAUCUGAAGAUCGAGAACAUCCUGAUCAGCAAGAGCGGCGAUAUCAAGAUUAUCGAUUUCGGCUUGAGCAACUUGUUUGCGCCCCGAGGUCAUCUGAAGACGUUCUGUGGCAGUUUGUACUUUGCCGCACCGGAGUUGCUGCAGGCGAAGGCAUAUACGGGGCCCGAGGUGGACGUGUGGAGUUUUGGUAUCGUGCUCUACGUGCUGGUGUGCGGCAAGGUCCCUUUCGACGAUCAGAGCAUGCCAGCGCUGCACGCAAAGAUCAAGAAGGGCGUUGUGGACUAUCCCAGCUGGCUGAGCCCCGAAUGCAAGAAUCUGAUCUCGCGCAUGCUGGUGACGGACCCAAAGCAGCGAGCAAAUUUGCAAGAGAUCAUGAACCACCCGUGGAUGAUCAAAGGCUAUGGAGCUGCACCAGAGAACUACCUGCCCCUUCGUGAACCCAUACAGAUGCCACUCGACCCGAAUGUCAUUCAAGCCAUGACAGGAUUCGACUUUGGCUCGCCCGAAACCAUCUCGGCUCAGCUGACCGAGGUAAUCGAGUCGCCGGAGUAUAACAGAGCAGUGCGAUUAGCUAUGCAAGAACGGGAGAACCAGGGGCCGCCCAAGGACAUGGAGCGGAAGAGAGGAUUUGGAUUCGACUUUUACAAGCGCAGAAAUUCGUCCACCAGCCGGGAUACCUUGACCGCCCCAAGCUCAGAUGCCCUGGCACUGGGAAGCGAUCCGCUCAAUGCUUUCCAUCCCCUCGUUUCGGUGUAUUACCUGGUGCGCGAAAAGCAGGACCGUGAUCGACUUGCCGCUCACCCGGGCGCGACGAGCAUGCCUCGAUCACCAGGAGAAGCUCCGCUGCAGAUGCCGGAUCUCGCCCCGCCAAAGGCCGCGCACACGAAUGCUGCCGCGUACGAGAUGCCGGGCGAGAAGGCAACAGGAGGCCGGUCACGACCACGUGCCCGCACCCACGGCGAGGAUGAUGUUACGGAGAAUGUGAAGAAUCUGAGAAUCCCGGGUUCUAGCGUGCCUGCUCCGCCACCCGUCGUGGAGCCAGCUCUCGAGUAUCACCCUGUGCGUAAGGAGAGUACUGCUGCGGGGAUCUUGCGACGAUUCAGUACCAGGAGGAGAAGGGACACCUCGGAGAAAUCCCACCCUCCCCUGGUCACCAUGCAAUCACCUCAUGAGCCGAGUGGCCUCCGCAAGAGCUUCAGCGUCCGACGCUCUCGGGAGCCGGCGACCGAACGCGCAUCAUCGUCAAUGAUACGCUCAGGAGGUAGCCAGUCUCACCAUGGUGAUCUGUUGUCGAACCCACCCCCGCCUGCUAGCAGCAACCGACCCAGCAGCAAGACGCUGGAUAGAUCCAAAAGUGUCAGUUCCGCAGAAUUUCAGAGGAAGGAGCUCCGCAGAGGCGUUCCUGAGGCCACACCUCCACGUGUGACCUACAGGGAACCACCGCCCACUUCAGGAUCGGAUCGCUCGAUACCUGCCGUCACGGAAAAUCCACCACGUGAACGGGAGGAACAGCCGAGACCCCAGGUGGCCCCCAAGGCAGCUCCGUCUUCCAUGAGAGCCAAGUCGCUUGGUCACGCUAGGGGUGAGAGUAUCCAGGCACGCCGCGUACGACGAGCAGAGGCCAGAGAAGCCAACGUCCCGGAGGAAACUGAUGCCGAAAUAGGUGAUGGAAGUGGGCCAUCCAGCGAACGAGUCAAUACUGCAGAUAACGUGAAACCCGUCUUCCUCAAAGGGCUGUUCAGCGUAUCUACGACGUCGACGAAGCCGGUACGUGCCAUCAGAGCGGACAUCAUUCGGGUCCUCCGCCAGUUAGGAGUCGAGUACACGGAGAUUCGAGGUGGGUUUACGUGUCGACACACCCCCUCGAUCGAUCUGAACAAGGUGGUGGACCCCCCUCCAAGCAGCCACAGUACCCACACUCCUGGAAACAAGAGGCGGAUCAGCUUUGGGGGGCUCAUGGGUGCUGGUGGCGGCUUAGAGCGGGAGCGGGAGGACUUCCGAGAUGCAGAGAGAUCUCCUCCAACUCCCCGAACCCCCGCGAGGACCCGCGGCGAUACUAGCUUGACCAACUCGGACGCGUCUGAUGACAGCAUUGCCAGGGAUCCCCGAGGUCCUUCGAGCCGAGCCGUGGGCGAGACGAGCACCCACGUCCAGAGCGAACUCGGUGGCAGCAUGAUCCUCGAAUUCGAAAUCUUCAUCGUGAAGGUCCCUCUUCUCUCCUUACAUGGCAUCCAAUUUAAGCGACUGGCCGGCGGGACCUGGCAAUACAAAAACAUGGCGGACCAAGUCUUACGCGAACUCCGCCUCUGA
Drepanopeziza brunnea f. sp. 'multigermtubi' MB_m1 is the source of this 3285-nucleotide messenger RNA. NCBI's taxonomy places the organism in Eukaryota, Fungi, Ascomycota, Leotiomycetes, Helotiales, Drepanopezizaceae. The record is from RefSeq and is a predicted model, not a curated record.